CCCCAACCCCUAAAACCCUAAACCUCUCUCUCUCUCUCUCUCUCUCUCUGAUCGUCCCUUCAUAAUAAGGUACACCGGACCUUCUUCUCUCUAUAUCUUUCUUUGAAUAUCUGAAUUAGGAUCAUGAAUCUCGACAACGUUAAAGUUCCAAAGUUGCCAGGCGGUGGUGUAGCUUCUGCUUUAAUUAAGUUUGGAGUUGUAGCUGGGCUUGGUGUGUAUGGAGUUGCUAAUAGUCUCUACAAUGUUGAGGGUGGGCACCGGGCUAUUGUCUUCAACCGUAUAGGUGGUGUGAAAGACAAGGUUUAUCCUGAAGGGACACAUCUGAUGGUCCCGUGGUUUGAAAGGCCUAUCAUAUAUGAUGUUCGUGCCCGCCCCCAUUUAGUGGAGAGUACUUCAGGGAGCCGUGACCUCCAAAUGGUAAAAAUUGGUCUUCGAGUCCUAACCCGUCCUGUACCAGACCAACUACCCACAAUUUAUCGGACACUUGGUGAGAACUAUAACGAAAGAGUCUUGCCUUCAAUUAUUCAUGAGACAUUGAAAGCUGUGGUUGCUCAAUACAACGCUAGCCAGCUUAUUACUCAAAGAGAGGCUGUUAGUAGGGAGAUACGGAAGAUAUUGACUGAGAGAGCUGUAAAUUUCAACAUUGCACUGGAUGAUGUCUCCAUUACAAGCCUUACGUUUGGGAAGGAGUUUACCGCUGCAAUAGAAAAGAAACAGGUGGCUGCACAAGAAGCUGAGAGGGCCAAGUUUGUUGUUGAGAAGGCUGAGCAAGACAAACGCAGUGCUGUUAUCCGGGCACAGGGUGAGGCCAAGAGUGCCCAGCUGAUAGGUCAAGCAAUUGCCAACAAUGCAGCAUUUAUUACCCUCAGGAAAAUUGAAAAUGCAAGAGAAAUUGCACACACAAUAUCGAAGGCAGCAAAUAAAGUUUACUUGAAUUCAGAUUCCCUGCUGCUUAACCUCCAGGAUAUGACUUUGGAGAGCACCACUGCAAAGUAACAAACCCCGAAGAUUUUAAAACAUAUUCUCUCCCUUGUUUAGUUCUCUUUCUGGUAUUGUGGAAUCUCUUUAAAAUUUCCUCUACAGGUUUCUAAUAUUACUUUGUUGUUUUCUGAGGCUGUGUAUUGAGGGAUUUGUUUCAUUGAAUUCUUGAAAUUGUUCAAACCGAAAUUGAUCAUUAUGUUC
Rhododendron vialii is the source of this 1182-nucleotide messenger RNA. Its product is annotated as prohibitin-1, mitochondrial-like. NCBI's taxonomy places the organism in Eukaryota, Viridiplantae, Streptophyta, Magnoliopsida, Ericales, Ericaceae. The coding region runs from base 124 to 996 and encodes 290 amino acids. The record is from RefSeq and is a predicted model, not a curated record. Gene Ontology annotation, biological process: mitochondrion organization. The transcript is spliced from 6 exons. Gene Ontology annotation, cellular component: membrane; mitochondrion.